AUGGUCUUAGAAGUAAAUACCUGGUAUGAGAAUAGUUGUGGUUUUGUGAAUUUUAUUAUAUUUAGGAAGGCAUCUCGAAGCGAGGACGACAAGGAUAGACGAGAUACUCAAAAAGAUCGAGGUUCUAAAGGAAGCGGGGUGAGUAGUAAAUCACGCGAGGUGAAAAAGGAGCCUGAAGAUGAGGAUAGGUCAAAACAGCGUGAUUCGUCAGCGAAGAGCUAUGGACUUGAGAAAAGGCCUAAAAGAGAAGCAGACGAGGACAACGGUCCAGAAGGAGAAUCGACACAGAAAUCAAAGGACCGUUGGGGAACAUCGGAAGGAUGGGGAUCAGACAAAAAGACUGCACCACCAGCAAAGGAGAAAGAAAAGGUGAACCUUGGAGUUAGUGGAAAGCUGGCUGAAGACACCAAUAUGUAUCGCGGUGUGCUCAUAAAAUACAAUGAACCGCCAGAGGCUAAGAAACCAACUCUGAGAUGGCGUUUGUAUCCGUUCAAAGGUGAGGAGGCAUUACCUGUCCUCCAUAUCCAUAGGCAGUCAGCGUACUUGAUUGGAAGAGACCGAAAGAUUGCUGAUUUGCCCAUUGAUCAUCCAAGUUGCAGCAAGCAACACGCCGUUCUUCAGUACAGAUCGGUACCUUUCGAACGUAGCGACGGUACGAAAGGACGGCGUGUGUUGCCUUACAUAAUCGAUUUGGGCAGCUCAAAUGGCACACUUCUCAAUGGAACGAAGAUUGAACCUCAGCGCUAUGUGGAAUUGAAGGAGAAAGACGUGCUCAAGUUUGGGUUCUCCAGUCGAGAAUUUGUUGUGUUAAAUGAGAAAUCGGCUGGAGACGAGGACGUAUCGGACGCAGAACGUGCUGCAUCUCCAGGCUCUGGCUAG
Cooperia oncophora is the source of this 879-nucleotide messenger RNA. Lineage: Eukaryota; Metazoa; Nematoda; Chromadorea; Rhabditida; Trichostrongylidae. The record is from the annotation of a GenBank genome assembly.